This is a messenger RNA of Oncorhynchus keta (chum salmon), 3390 nucleotides long. RefSeq names its product NUAK family SNF1-like kinase 1. The transcript is spliced from 7 exons. The record is from RefSeq and is a predicted model, not a curated record. NCBI's taxonomy places the organism in Eukaryota, Metazoa, Chordata, Actinopteri, Salmoniformes, Salmonidae. Gene Ontology annotation, cellular component: cytoplasm. Gene Ontology annotation, molecular function: tau-protein kinase activity; ATP binding; protein serine/threonine kinase activity. Gene Ontology annotation, biological process: intracellular signal transduction; microtubule cytoskeleton organization; protein phosphorylation. Bases 545 to 2569 code for a protein of 674 amino acids.
GACCCCACCCACCCCGCCUGCCGCUACUGGCUCCAGCUCCUUACACCUCUCUCUGACAAAAAGAAACAGCGAAAGGGAGAGAGGGCGUAUGAAAGAGAGCCGAUGAGAAUGGUACAAACCCGAACAGCUUUGUGUGUCACACUCGAAUACAUCGCAUCCACAGCUAUGACCUAGGCGCGGAUCGUCGCUCUCAAGACAAGCGCCACAUCGGAGAGAGCAAUUACGCAUGGUUCCGAUAGAGAACGAAUGACAAGCUGUAUCCAACCAUUCCACAACGCCCGGUUGAUCUCAUUUUGCUACCAUUUAGAGCAUCGACUAGAUUACCAUAAGGGAGCGACGAGAACGGAGCACAGUAGCAACAACGUCUUUACAAUUGAGGAAUAAGAGAUUUUGCUCCAAUAAUUGAAUCAUUUACUUUUCAUCAAAACACAAAUAUCUGUAUGUAUUUAGAGGUGUAUUUCCAAGGGCACAUACAUUAAAGCGCGGUUAGCCGUCUUUAGGUCCACUUGGAUUUGAGCAUAUUGACACUUUAUUAGUUAUCCUGAUGGAAACGGCUUCAAAAGCUCGUCGGCUAUCCAAUGUGUCCACGGCAUCUAACGUGUCCAAUGUGUCCACGUCCAGCGCAGGGACUGAGGUAGGACAGAGCGAUGUGCAGAUUUGGGGGGACAGACCUUUACCUGUCGACUACCUUGGUGACAUCUCGAUCCUGGAUGACGGGAGAUGGUCUAACUCUAGCGUGAAGAAACAUCACCACAAGCACAACCUGAAGCACCGCUACGAACUGCUGGAGACACUGGGGAAAGGGACAUACGGCAAAGUGAAGAAAGCCAUCGAGAGACAAUCCGGCAAAGUGGUGGCCAUUAAGUCCAUCAGGAAGGAGAAGAUCAAGGAUGAUCAGGACAUGGUUCACAUCCGCAGAGAGAUCGAGAUCAUGUCCUCCCUCAAACACCCUCACAUCAUCUCCAUCUACGAAGUGUUUGAGAACAAGGACAAGAUAGUGAUCGUGAUGGAAUACGCCAGUAAGGGAGAGCUGUAUGAUUACAUCAGCGAGCGACGGCGGCUGAGCGAGAGAGAGACACGACACUUCUUCAGGCAGAUUGUUUCCGCUGUGCACCACUGUCACAAGAACGGAGUGGUGCACAGGGAUUUAAAACUGGAAAACGUGCUGCUGGAUGAAAACUGUAAUAUCAAGAUUGCUGACUUCGGUCUGUCCAACCUUUACCACAAAGACGAGCUCCUUCAGACGUUCUGUGGCAGCCCUCUGUACGCCUCACCAGAGAUCGUCAACGGCAGGCCCUACCAUGGUCCAGAGGUAGACAGUUGGGCCCUAGGAGUGCUUCUCUACACCCUGGUCUAUGGGACCAUGCCCUUUGAUGGGGAAGACCACAAUAAACUCAUCCGCCAGAUCACCAACGGAGAGUACAGGGAACCUACACAGUCCUCAGAUGCUCGUGGUCUGAUCCGCUGGAUGUUGAUGGUCAACCCGGAGCGUCGAGCCACGGUGGAAGACAUCGCCAACCACUGGUGGGUCAAUUGGGGCUGGAAGACCACUGUGUGUGACUGUGACAUCCAGAAGGACAACAGUGGCUGCAUCUCUUCUCCAACGCUAGCACGCUUUAUCGACUGGCAGAACCGCACCACAGAGUCACCCAGGGUGGCGCUGGUCAAGCCUCCCCGCUCGGAACACCCCGCCGUACCCCCCCACGCUGGCCGCCAGCGCCUGAGGAAGUCCAGGAAGGAGAAUGAUAGCGGAGCGCUCCACCAUCACACCGCGUGGGAAGACAAAGACAAACCAGGACUGAAGAGACCCAAGGGGAUCCUGAAGAUGCAUGUGUCUGAGCAGAGGUCCCACAGCCUGGGGGAGAUCGAGCUGAGUCGCUCCCUGCACUUCCACGAGGGAAGGGAGCUGCUCUCCAGCCCCGAGAGGGAUGAGGAGGAGGACGAUGAUCAGGAUCGCCUGGGGGUCUCGCCGGCCAAGAUGGUGCCCAUCCUCCCCAAGAAGGGCAUCCUGAAGAACAACCAGCAGCGGGAGUCUGGCUACUACUCCUCCCCGGAGCGCAGUGAGUCCUCUGAACUGCUAGAGAGCAGCACCUCCAUGACCCCACCCGCCAGCUCACCAACAAAGAGGUCCAUGGGGAGAAAGGGCAUAUUGAAGCGUAAUGGGAAGUAUGGCAACUCCACUUCCUUCCACAGUGGCUUGUCCAAUAUGAGCUACCACGGAGAGACUCCGGGGGACUCGGGCCUCUCUCGCAGCCAGAGUAAACCCUCCAGUAUUGUCUGUGAGGAGAUGGGUCUCUCCAGUGUUCCCCCCUUAAUGGGAAUGGAUUGGUCUCCCUCAUCCCCGCAGCCACACGUCAGGGCCUGUAUGUCGGCUGAGGAUCUACUCCAGCUGGCAGGCUUCAGACGGGGCCUCCAGACGGCUGCAGGGGGGCUCCAUGGGGGGAAGGUGGGGACCCGAGGGACACCAGGGUCUCCUGGUGACGACGGCAGCUUCUCUCUGCUAGGGGACAUGGAUGAUAUGACCCAGGUCUACCAACACACCCUGGACAUCAGCAGCAAUCUGACCUAGAGGAGGGGGAGUUUGGAAGGGAAGGGACAUGGAUGAUAUGACCCAGGUCUACCAACACACCCUGGACAUCAGCAGCAAUCUGACCUAGAGGAGGGGGAGUUUGGAAGGGAAGGGACAUGGAUGAUAUGACCCAGGUCUACCAACACACCCUGGACAUCAGCAGCAAUCUGACCUAGAGGAGGGGGAGUUUGGAAGGGAAGGGACAUGGGAAGGACAGACACACACUUGAACCUUCAUUUCUGGGUUAGGACUGGCCAGGUGUGUUGUGAACUGGGCAUCCCAGCCACCUUAAUGUACUGAAUCUACCCUCUCAGAGACAGUGCUGCUGUAAAUCUUUACAUGGUCAAUAGAGCUAAAUAAAUAUUGUGUUGUAUGUCACUCAGACAUACUCAGACUACUGUUCAUGUUAUCUCAAUGUAAUAGACAGUUAGGACUACUGUUCAUGUUAUCUCAAUGUAAUAGACAGUUAGGACUACUGUUCAUGUUAUCUCAAUGUACUGGACAGUUAGGACUACUGUUCAUGUUAUCUCAAUGUACUGGACAGUUAGGACUACUGUUCAUGUUAUCUCAAUGUAAUAGACAGUUAGGACUACUGUUCAUGUUAUCUCAAUGUAAUAGACAGUUAGGACUACUGUUCAUGUUAUCUCAAUGUACUGGACAGUUAGGACUACUGUUCAUGUUAUCUCAAUGUACUGGACAGUUAGGACUACUGUUCAUGUUAUCUCAAUGUACUGGACAGUUAGGACUACUGUUCAUGUUAUCUCAAUGUACUGGACAGUUAGGACUACUGUUCAUGUUAUCUCAAUGUAAUGGACAGUUAG